This is a messenger RNA of Acanthosepion pharaonis, 867 nucleotides long. NCBI's taxonomy places the organism in Eukaryota, Metazoa, Mollusca, Cephalopoda, Sepiida, Sepiidae. The record is from the annotation of a GenBank genome assembly.
AUGUGGGUUGGUAAAAAUUGGCUGCUCUUACUGUGGCCUGUUUUCGUUCUGUCAGAGAAAGCCAUUCCGUCUGUGUUCUUACCAGUUUUAUUUACUUUCGUACCAACCCAUUUUUUAUUCUUCCUUCUUUCUUUCUUACUUUCCUUCUUUCUUUCUUUAUAUCUCUCCUAUAUUAAAUGCUAUAACUGUCUAUCUCUCUGUUUAUAUCUAUCUAUCUAUCUAUCUAUCUAUCUAUCUAUCUAUCUAUCUAUCUAUCUCACUCUCUUCAUAUCAAUGUAUCUAUCUAUCUCAGCCUGUUUAUAUCUAUCUAUCUAUUUAUCUAUCUAUAUCAUUCUCUUCAUAUCUAUGUAUCUAUCUGUCUCAGCCUGUUUAUAUCUAUCUAUUUAUCUAUCUAUAUCAUUCUCUUCAUAUCUAUGUAUCUAUCUGUCUCAGCCUGUUUAUAUCUAUAUAUCUAUCUAUCUAUUUAUCUAUCUAUAUCUAUCUAUCUAUCUAUCUAUCUAUCUAUCUAUCUAUCUAUCUAGUUUCUUAUUUAUCUAUUUAAAUCUAUUCAUAUCCACCCUUCUUAUUAUAAACGUUAUAUCUAUCUAUCUAUCUAUCUAUCUAUCUAUCUAUCUAUCUAUCUAUCUAUCUAUCUCAUCUUGUUCAUAUCUAUCUACCUGUUCAUAUCUAUUCAUCUAUCUAUCUAUCUAUCUAUCUAUCUAUCUAUCUAUAUAUCUAUCUGGCUAUCUGUUUAUCUAUCUAUCUUGUUUCUUAUUUAUCUAUUUAAGUCUAUUCAUAUCUAUUCUUCUUAGUAUUAUUAGAAACGUUCUAUCUAUCUAUCGCACUCUGUUCAUAUCUAUCUAUCCCAUUCUUGUUGUGAAGAAAUGA